CUGAAGGGAAAACCCUAGAGUUUGCUGAGGGAAAAAAGGUGAAAUGUAAAAGCUCCAAAGUGAGAGUUGAAAUUUAACACAUAUACAAAUAUACGCGUAGCACCGAGGGGCGAGUGAACGCCGUGCAGAGCGAGGGGAGAGCGAGUGUGUGUGUGUGUGAGCGUGCAAGACAGCAGAAAACAGCCAAGCAGCAAAAAUGACGACUUUCCCGUCGCGGAAAUGUAAAAUUUUCAGCACCGUUCGAGGGAAAUCGGGAUCCGGACAGCUCCUCCUGGUGCAACUCAGUCUAGUCUACGUUCUAUUCGCGAUCGUUGCGGAUUCCCAAGCACCGGAGGACGGUCCCUAUCGGGGCAAGUACAUCGGCAAGUUCAACUCGUACCACCACCAAGCAUCGGGGGACGUGUACGCCGUGGAUGAGUUCACCUUCCUGGUGACGGGAUUCAAUUACGAUGGCAAUGGCGUGGAUACGUUCUUCUGGUCCGGUGCUAGUAACCGGCCUGGGCCACAGGGUUUCAUCGUGCCUGACGAAUUCGGCAAAACCAACAUCCUCGAGCGGUACUUCAACAAAGACUUCACCCUGCGGCUGCCGGACAACAAGAAGAUCACCGAGGUCAAGUGGCUGGCGAUCUACGAUCUGAACUCGCAGAACAACUUUGCCGAUGUGUACAUUCCGGAGGACUUCGAACCGCCCGUUCCGCAGAAGGCAGGCAGUUUGUCCAAGAACAGUCACGGGGUGAGCAGCGAGGCGAUUGACAUUCUGGACUCGAAGACGCUCCGCUUUCCGGAGUUUAGCUACGACGGCAAGGGAAGGGAGGUGCACUUUUGGGUCGGAGUAGGACCGUCGCCGUCGUCCAAGGGACGCAAGAUUCCGGAUGAGAUGGGAUACUUGGAUCCGAUUCGGGCGUACGAUCGGGAAAUCAUCACCUUGGAGCUGCCGGGCGACAUGACCAUCUUCGAUAUCGACUGGUUCUCGGUGUACGACGUGGCGACGAAGGAGGAUUUCGGUUCUUUCCUCAUUUCGGACGAUCUGAACGUUCCGCCGUCGCUGGUCAAGGUGACUCCACACGCUGAAUCGCUACCGAACUGUCGUCAGCUGCACAAGGACUAUCGAGUGUCGUGGGAGGUUUUCGGACCGCAGGUUACCUUCCAGCUGGCAGGGAACGUGAAGGAGGACGAAUAUAUGGCCUUCGGUAUCAGCGGUUCGGACAGCCAAAGUCAGAUGCAGGGUGCCGACGUGGUGGUAGCCUAUAUUGAUGGCCAUCAAGGCUAUGCGGUGGAUUAUAACAUAACCUCACUGGCACCGUGCGUUCAGGUGCUUGGUCAGAACAAAGGUGUCUGCCGGGAUGACGUCGUUGGAGGUCAAGACAGUUAUCAGUUGCAUACGUUCAACCGCGAGAAUGGAAUCAACACGAUCACCUUCCGUAGGAUGUUGAUUUCGCCGGAUAAUGGCGACAAGGAGUUCGUGUUGGAUCACCCGAUGUACAUGAUUUGGGCUAUGGGUCGGUUGGAUUCGAACAACGAGCCCACCUACCAUGACAUCUACCCUAAGAAGGACAUUGUGAUAACGUUCAACACUUCGGAAUCGGUCAACGAUUGCUUCAGCUUUACCCGAAGUGAGAUGAAUCUGAAGGACGUCUGGGAGAAGUCGCAAAUCUUCGACCGGACCAUCCGAUCGUUCACGGCAACGCUGGGUCCAGCGGGGGGCAAACGUGGCUACCAGGGAAUUACCGGACACGUUUCUAACGGGUUGGCUUGGUACAUUAAUGGGUUCCUGGUUCCGGAGUUGUGGCUUCGACGAGGUCUAACGUAUUCCUUCAAAAUCCGUGGAGGGAACAAUCCACAUUCACCGGAAUACUACCACCCGUUGGUCAUCACGGACGAACCCCGCGGGGGUUUCGAUCGCCUAUCGGACGCCAAGCAGAGUGAAAUCCGCGUCCUCGCCGGUGUGGAGUUCACGCGCCGCGGUCGACCGAAGCCAACGGCAGCCGGGCCGCUCUGCCUGGCACGGCACUCGGACACGCAGGACCGCCGGUUGGACGAUAAUUUUGCCACGUUCAAAAAGUUCAACCGAACGCUCAAGUGGAGCUGCGAGUCGGGCGAUCCGGCACUCCUGGAGAUCACGCCCAAUUCCAGCUGGCCGGACGUGGUGUACUACAACAGUUUCACGCACGCGAACAUGGGCUGGAAGAUCCACGUCGUGGACAGCUAUAGUGCCUCGGCGAGAAGUGGUGCGGGCGGGCGGCGGGUGACGUCCUGGGCUGAGGUAAGACUGAUUGCGGCUGGCGUCGGCGCAGCGCUGCUGCUUCUGCGGGGAUUAUUCUCCGGUGGAGCACGUGGUGGGUUGUGAUCU
This is a messenger RNA of Ochlerotatus camptorhynchus, 2350 nucleotides long. It is a transcript of the gene knk, whose product is annotated as protein Skeletor knk. The coding region runs from base 197 to 2347 and encodes 716 amino acids. Lineage: Eukaryota; Metazoa; Arthropoda; Insecta; Diptera; Culicidae. The transcript is spliced from 4 exons. The record is from RefSeq and is a predicted model, not a curated record.